Messenger RNA from Otolemur garnettii (small-eared galago), 1824 nucleotides. RefSeq names its product cyclin E1 (gene CCNE1). Gene Ontology annotation, molecular function: cyclin-dependent protein serine/threonine kinase regulator activity. The coding region runs from base 33 to 1265 and encodes 410 amino acids. Gene Ontology annotation, cellular component: cytoplasm; cyclin E1-CDK2 complex; nucleus. NCBI's taxonomy places the organism in Eukaryota, Metazoa, Chordata, Mammalia, Primates, Galagidae. The transcript has 11 exons. Gene Ontology annotation, biological process: regulation of cyclin-dependent protein serine/threonine kinase activity; G1/S transition of mitotic cell cycle. The record is from RefSeq and is a predicted model, not a curated record.
CAGGCCUGAGGUUGGAGCUCGAACCCUUCGCCAUGCCGAGGGAGAGGAGGGAGAGGGAUGCGAAGGAACGGGGCUCUGUGAAGGAGGAAGGUGGCAUGGAUUUCUCUGUUCGCUCCAGGAAAAGGAAGGCAAAUGUGGCCGUUUUUUUGCAGGAUCCAGAUGAAGAAAUUGCCAAAAUUGACAAGACUGUGAGAGGCCAGUGUGGCAGCAGUCAGUCUUGGGACAGUAACACAGUCUGUGCAAACCCCUGUUCCUUGAUCCCCACACCUGACAAAGAGGAGGAUGAGCUGGUGUACCCGACUCCGACGUACAAGCCUCAGAUCACGCCGUCCAGGGCCUCCCCACUGCCUCUGCUGAACUGGGCAAAUCGAGAGGAAGUCUGGAAGAUCAUGCUGAACAAGGAGAAGACGUACCUGCGGGACCAGCACCUGCUGCAGCGGCACCCUCUGCUGCAGCCUCACAUGCGCGCCAUCCUCCUGGACUGGCUGAUGGAGGUGUGUGAAGUCUAUAAACUCCACAGGGAGACCUUCUACUUGGCACAGGAUUUCUUUGAUCGGUAUAUGGCAACACAAGAGAACAUUGUGAAAACACUUCUACAGCUUAUUGGGAUCUCAUCUUUAUUUAUUGCAGCCAAACUUGAGGAAAUCUAUCCUCCAAAGUUGCACCAGUUUGCUUAUGUCACGGACGGGGCUUGUUCAGGAGAUGAAAUUCUUACCAUGGAGUUAAUGAUUAUGAAGGCUCUUAAGUGGCGCUUAAGUCCCCUGACCAUUGUGUCCUGGCUGAAUGUGUACCUGCAGGUCGCAUAUCUGAACGACUUACAUGAAGUGCUCUUGCCACAGUAUCCUCAGCAGAUCUUUAUUCAGAUUGCAGAGCUCUUAGACCUCUGCGUCCUGGAUGUGGACUGCUUAGAAUUCUCCUACGGGGUGCUCGCUGCUUCUGCCUUGUAUCAUUUCUCUUCGUCUGAACUGAUGCAAAAGGUUUCAGGGUAUCAGUGGUGUGACAUAGAGCACUGUGUCAAGUGGAUGGUCCCAUUUGCCAUGGUCAUCAGGGAGACAGGCAGCUCGAAGCUGAAGCACUUCAGGGGGGUUCCUGCGGACGACGCACACAACAUCCAGACCCAUAGGGACAGCUUGGACUUGCUGGACAAAGCCCAAGCAAAGAAAGCCAUACUGUCUGAACAGAAUAGGAUUUCUCCUGUGCCCACUGGCGUCCUCACCCCACCACACAGCAGUAAGAAGCAGAGUGAUGAGCAGGGGACAGCAUGACCACCAGCCUUGUCUACCAAAGCCAGCUCUGCAGGAGUGCCCGUUCUACCCCCGUCUGCUGCGGCAGAGGACUGCGCCAGCCUCACAGGUGUUUGAAAGGAAGAGCGAAUCUCUUCCACAAUGGAAAUAUUUCUGCAGAUGGCAUAGGACAGGGAGAAUUGUUUUUUUAUAUUGAAUGCUUAGAUUUUUUUAAUAAGUGGGUCAAGUACGCCAGCCACCUCCUGAUCACCAACGAGUGUUCCAGAUGCUGCUAAGGAGGGUGAUACUUGACCGAUGGACUGUUCACCACACGACAAGGCUGAGAGUUGCAGAACGCCACUGUUGCUGUGGGCCUCCCUCGGGUUCUGGCUCUCCUGGGACUCAGUGGAGCAGGUGGUUGUGAGCAGACGUGAUGCCUAGCCCACAGCCAGCCGGGUGGGCACCUGGCCUUCUCACAGUCAGUUGGCAACGUACAAUGCCUUGUAUGAACUCUUGUUUUGUAAGUGCUGCUAUGUCUACCCAUUUUUUAAUAAAGAUAAUACUGUCUUUGAGACAGCUGGUUUUAUGAGCUAUGUCUGGU